AUGGGGAAAAAGAGAAUUGUAGAAGAAAUUUAGAAUGAAGAGCCAGAGGAAGUCUAAGAGGUGAAAGCAAAAGUAGAAAAUAAAAAAUAAAAGAAAAUUGCUAAAAAUGAGAAUAAAAUAACCAAAGAUGUUGAUUUCAUUUCAUUCCUAAAAGAGGAUAUUCGAUUUUUAAUUCAACAUAGAAAUCAAGAGAAUGAAUAAAAGUAGUCGAAGGCUGAAGAAGUGUUUAAAAAAAUAGAAGGUAUAUUGUACUAAAUUGCCUAAACCAAAAUUGGAGGCAGGACAAUUCAAUUAGUAAUUAAAUGUGCAGAUCCAAAUAUAAGAUAAUAAAUAUUUUCAAAACUAUUGAAUGACAAACAAUUUGGAGAAUUAUUAUAAUCUAAAUAUGGUCACUAUAUUGGAAUUACUAUGGUUAGAAAUAUGGUUCCUGAAUUCAGGAAUUAAUUUUUCGAGAUUCUAUUCAAAAAUGCUAAUCACUACGUAGCCUAAGGAGAUGCAAGCAUUGUUUUAGAUAGAUUCCUAACAAGGGAAGCAACUACUUAAUAGGUCAAUAAGGUAAAAGCAUUGUUUCAGAAUCACAGUGAAAAAAUUGAUAAUCUAGCAAUGAAGAUCAUAGAAAAAGGAAUUCAUAAUCAUUUGCUUAGUUUACAAAUUCUAAAAGUGGCAUUACCAAAUCUAGUUCCAGAAGAGCGAGAGAAGGUUAUUGAAUACUUUUAGCAAUUGGAGAAUCUCGAUUAUCUUAGACAUAGAGAUGGCAUUUCACUAUUUUGUGCAAUAUUAAAUGUGACUGACAAAAAAGAAAGAAAGAACUUUCUAAAAAACAUAUAAACCUACAUGUAAUAAUCUUAGGAACACUUACACAGAAAUUCUUAAUUUUAUCUAGCUUUAUAAAAGGUGAUAUUUACAUAUGAUGACACUAAAUAAGUUAAUAAAUCAAUUUUACAAGACAUCUUACCUGAAUGGUUAAAUUCUAUACAUGUCUAUAAAAUAAUCUAAUCGAUCUAUUAACCUAAACUUAGAGAUGACAUUAAAUUUGACACAAUUGGUUUAAAAAACACAGUGAGUUUGAAAGAUGAUGAGAUUAGAAUUAAAGAACUUUAAGAUUAUUGUUUUGAAUCAAUCUUGAAUUCUUUGUAAUAAAGUGAAACCAACAUCUUAUUGGAAAGCAAUAUCAAUUAAUUCAUUUGCUACUUUAUUUAAUAUAUCAUUAAGUACUCACAAGUUUAAGCAUUGGAUUUCAUCAAAACUUAGAUUGAAUCAUUACUCUACUUCAGAGGUGACGCUAUCUUUACCAGAGAAGUUGAAUAAAAUGGAAAUUAUUGGAUAUUGACAUAGCCAGAAGCAUAGAGAAUUGCUAAAUGUUUGAUUUAACAAUAAUAAAUUGCUUAAGGCGAAUUCAGUGAAAUCAUUGACAAUUACUGCUAAAAAAUACGGGGUCUUUUGAUAUCAAAUUUGAAAGUGACUCUCAUUAGUAAAGCAAUCUAUUUGUUAUUGGCACUGAUAGAGAAUACUAAUUUGAAAGAAUAAGUUCUCGUGGAGAUCAAGAAAAACAAAAAAUGGAUAGAUAAGUUGGAGAAAACAUAAUCUCUCCAAAUAUUGUAUAAAUAUGUAUGA
Paramecium tetraurelia is the source of this 1614-nucleotide messenger RNA. RefSeq lists its product as uncharacterized. Gene Ontology annotation, biological process: regulation of translation. Gene Ontology annotation, cellular component: nucleolus. The transcript has 3 exons. Lineage: Eukaryota; Ciliophora; Oligohymenophorea; Peniculida; Parameciidae. Gene Ontology annotation, molecular function: mRNA binding. The record is from RefSeq and is a predicted model, not a curated record.